Molecule: messenger RNA, 1299 nt
Organism: Symbiodinium pilosum
Lineage: Eukaryota; Dinophyceae; Suessiales; Symbiodiniaceae
Source: the annotation of a GenBank genome assembly
AUGAUUCCGCUUGUCUCUGGUAUUUCACGGGUGGCACUCUAUGGAGCCCAACGGAACCACAGCGCUGCUCUUGCUGCUUGCCGGUGUUUUAGGUGGCUAAAGGACGCCUGGGUCCAGUCUUGCAAUCUGGAACUGGAGUUCAGAUCUUCACUGCACCAAGAUAUCACCAGGUUGCAAAAUCUUUCCUUGAAGCUUGCCGCACCUGCGCUUCCUGGCGGGGGCCAAGAUUGGAAGAACAUCAGGAUGCUCUACCAGCAAAACAUGAGACAUAUUCAGAUGGCUAUGUGGAGAAAAGUAGAUGGGAUGUUGACCUUACUGGACGAGCAUGCUGACGUUAGCGAGAACAAGAAUCUGGAGGAGAUCAUGGAACGUGUUUUCAGAGACUACCGCGAUGCACGGGACCAAAUUUGGACUUUUCUGGAAAAUAUGGGAAACCGCUGUCUCCCUAACAUCUUCAGAAUGGACUGUGGCGUUGAUCACCUGCAAGUUUUUCGAAGCUUCCCGCCUAUACACGGGCCCGCCAUGCAGGGGCAGGUUGUAGACUUCUUGGGCGUCACUACCACCUGGCGAGCUGCAUGUGGUGACCUUGACCAGGGAGAGCCCCAUCUGUUCUUGGCUCCUGGUAGGUCCCUGGACUGCCUGUAUGCCAUCAGCGGAAGACCUCUGAGAAAUUGGCCUCUCCUGGAUGAAGAGUACUUGGAAUGGGCUGACGUCCUCCAUGCUGCCUCUUCUGCAGCAACCCGGCACGGGACGGGCCUGCGCAUGGCGGAAAUCGGCGCAGGGCGCAUCGGGAUCUGGGGCAUACGUGCAGCAAAGGCAUUCCUUCGGCUGAAACAAGACAUGGGAACCCACACAUCUUGCGACAUCCUUCUUGUCGAGCCUUUUGACUUGGGCAGCGGGCUUGAUUUGAAGAAUCACAUUCUCCGCAAUCUUCCUGAGGGUCGUUGCAGGAUUACGGUGAAGACGGACCCAGCGAGAACAGCAGAGGACUUGAAGUCGCUCCUAUCUGGCGAGGAGCCGUGGGAUCUAGUAGAUAUUGAUGCUCAGGGCGCUGAGCACGGCUUGCUUCAGGGAUUGACUUCUUGGUUAGCCCAGCGGGUGCGCCGGCUUCACGUCUCUACGCAUACGCGGCGCAUUCAUGCUAACAUACGACACUGGCUCGCAGAGGGCGGCUGGACCAUCCUGGCUGAAAACGGUUUUUACUCUGCUGCACAGCAGCAUCUUGGCCGCUUCGUAGCUGUGGAUGGUCAUAUCAGCGCGACUCCUUCCCAGUACCACGGGCAAAAUAAACACGGGUGA